AUAUAUGCCAGUUCAUCAAGAGGCUGGAAUACACCCUAUUUUGUCGUCUAGUUCCUAUUUUCAUCCUUUCUAUCCCGUGAAGCAUCAUGCCCUUCACAUUCACAAAACCUGUCCAUCUUCCCCAGGAGGGAGCUGAAGAAACCCCAUUGCGCCCUGUACUGAUCGCCCCGUUCCCGCGCAAUCCAGACUUUGUGGGUCAUGACACGCUACUCAAUGAGCUUCAUAGGAGAGGUGAUGUGCCCGGGUCGAGAAUAGCACUUAUCGGCUUAGGCGGAGUCGGAAAAACGCAGCUGGCUGCCGAAUACACCUACAGCAUACGAGACCGAUCGCCCGAGACGUCGGUAUUCUGGGUCCCUGCAGGAGAUGCUGGCAGUUUCGAGCAGGGUUGCCGGGAUAUUGCAAAUAGGCUCAAGAUCCCCGGCAGACAGGACCCGACAGCAGAUAUCUGCGAACUCCUUCAUGUCUGGCUUCAAGAUGAGAGGAAUGGAAAGUGGGUCCUAGUUCUCGACAAUUGGGACGAUGGCGAAUUCCUCCGUAAAACCCGACCAGCAGAAAUUGAUGACCUCGGCGGCGAAUCUCGCGGCAUGCCAGGGCAAUCAUUCUGGUCGUAUUUCUGUGAGGGUUUGAAGGGCUCAAUUGUGAUCACAACCCGGAACAGAGGGGUGACGUCGAUGGUGGAGGAUAGCAAUGUUCUUCAUGUUACACCGAUGAAUAACGACCAAGCGAUAACACUGUUUGAGAAGAAAUGUAAUGUGCAAGCUGACAGAGAAGAGGUUGUUCAGCCUGUGACGGCCCAAGAUUUCAUGCCACUGGCGAUUACGCAAGCGGCAACCUAUAUCAAUUUUGGAUCGCGACGUCUGUCAGCCCCAGGGUAUCUUGAAGUGAUCCCUAAGUAUAAAGAAGUCUUUACUACCUGGAAACUGAUAUUUGACCGUAUACGAGAAACGCAGCCGUCGGCGGCAGAUCUGUUAUGUGUUAUGAGUUUCUUCGACGCAGAUGGGAUUCCUGAUCACGUUUUUCGUCAGAACGAGACAGGGUACAACAUCAGGGGCUUGCCUACCUACGACAGGGAUAGGGUAAACAAUGGCGGAGAUGGAGAGGAGAGCACAAGCGAAACUAGUGGGCUUGAUCUGUUUGAAGAUGACAUUUCGCUCUUGAGAAUUAGCUCAUUGAUAUCCGUCAGCGCAGAUAAAUCAACGUUUGGGAUGCAUCGGGUUGUUCAACGGAUCACACUGAAUUGGCUGGAAGCCAACCAGCAAAUUGAAGAAUAUAAGGAGCGUUUUAUCCGAAUACUUUGGAGCAACUUUCCAUCGGGGCGUUUGAGAAACUCGUCAAGAUGCGAAUCGCUAUUUGCUCACGUGCUAUGCGCGGCUGCACAACGCCCGAACGCAGAAGCCUCUUUAGGUCAAUGGGCAUCUUUACUGCAUGAAGCAGCAUCGUUUGCGAUAACUCGAGGAAUUUACGCUGAUAGCACAAAAUUGGCAGGGGAAGCUUUCUCCGCUAGAACGGAAUUAUUUGGCAUAAAGAAUGAACAGACACUCAAUAGUUCCCAAGUCCUGGCACUAUCAUACAGUCUCGAGGGCCGAUGGAAUGAAGCCCAAGAGUUACAAGAGCAUCCAUCUCGCAUCUACAUACUCACAUCAAGGGCAACUGAAGGAGGCAGAAGAGCUUCUGACUCUGGUGAUGAACACGAGCAAGCAAUCCUAGGGCCAGAACAUCCUAACGCUCUGCUUAGCAUGGAUAAUCUCGCUUCUCUAUAUAUAACUCAAGGAAACUGGACGGCGGCCAAACAGCUGCUGAUGCAGGUGAUACAGAUCAAAAAGCAGGUCCUAGGGUCAGAACAUCCCAGCACUCUGCUGGGUAUGGAUAACCUCGCAUCUCUAUACAUGAGACAAGAAGAAUGGACGGCGACAAAACAGCUGCUGUUACAGGUGAUAGAGAUCAGAAAGCAAGCACUGGGACCGGAUCAUCUCGAUACUCUA
This is a messenger RNA of Aspergillus campestris IBT 28561, 1982 nucleotides long. RefSeq names its product putative kinesin. The transcript is spliced from 5 exons. NCBI's taxonomy places the organism in Eukaryota, Fungi, Ascomycota, Eurotiomycetes, Eurotiales, Aspergillaceae. The record is from RefSeq and is a predicted model, not a curated record. The annotation marks the transcript as partial. Gene Ontology annotation, molecular function: protein binding.